UCCUCUGUCUCUAGUUCAACACAUACUCAGAAACAAAACCACAAGUUUUGAGUGUCACUGAAUUGCUCAUAUUUUAGGCAAUUAAUCAUCUGAUAGUAGAAAAAAAAGAGGAAAACCAGGGAAGAAAUGGCAUGUGCAUCACAGGCUAUGAAUAUGAUAUCAGCCAACACAUGCUCAUUCACUUCUCCAAGACUUCUCAAGAAAUACCAAUCUUUUAAUAGGAGAAGUUUGAAGCUUUUUACUGUCAGAGCUGACUCUGAUGAUGCUGACUGCAAUGAUGAAGAAUGUGCUCCUGAUAAGGAGGUUGGCAGGGUGAGUAUGGAAUGGUUGGCUGGAGAGAAAACUAAGGUGGCUGGGACAUUCCCACCGCGAACUCGUGGUUGGACAGGGUAUGUUGAGAAGGAUACUGCUGGACAGACAAAUAUUUAUUCUGUUGAGCCUGUAGUAUAUAUAGCAGAAAGCGCAAUAAGCUCAGGAACUGCUGGUACUUCAUCUGAUGGAUCUGAAAACGCAGCAGCAGUUUCUGCCGGCAUUGGCCUACUGUGUAUCGCUGCAGCUUCGUUGAUUCUCUUCCUAGUUGGUAGGGCCCCAACCCCCCCGAUACAGACGGCUGAGUACUCUGGACCAUCUUUAAGUUACUAUGUCAACAAGUUCAAACCAGCAGAAAUAGUCCAAGCUGCAGAGCCAACCCCGGUUGAAUCCUCCCCUUCUGUGGAGCUACCACCCGAAAUCUCUGCACCAGAAGUUUCUGAGACACAGGUUCAACCUGAAAGUCAGCCUGAGUCUACCAUUUCAAGUGAAAACAUUGUCUCUUAGGCUAAUUAAGAUCUCUUUGAACUGUAGAUUUUGAAUUUUUACACUGAUGUAUAGUAUAUUCGAGGUUUAUUUUGCACGUUACGAGAAAAUGAAGGGCAACAGGAGAGGGUUUUGAUUCA
Mercurialis annua (annual mercury) is the source of this 935-nucleotide messenger RNA. Its product is annotated as protein MAINTENANCE OF PSII UNDER HIGH LIGHT 1. The coding region runs from base 127 to 816 and encodes 229 amino acids. Gene Ontology annotation, cellular component: chloroplast thylakoid membrane. The transcript has 3 exons. The record is from RefSeq and is a predicted model, not a curated record. Lineage: Eukaryota; Viridiplantae; Streptophyta; Magnoliopsida; Malpighiales; Euphorbiaceae. Gene Ontology annotation, biological process: regulation of protein complex stability.